GAUCAGGGGUGCUGUGUUCUGUGUAUGGCAAGAUCAGUGAGCUGAGCUCCUGUCAGCGAGCAUUCACAGCUCCACCGCCACCCACAUGGACUAGCGGUUUCCCCCUGAGCCAGCAAACCGGGCACAAUGGCCGGAGCAUUUGCAGCGGUCUCCAUUCAGAUCAAGGGCGUCUUUAAAAGGAACGGUCUGCUCAUUCUUUCGGUGCUGUCGGUUAUUAUCGGGUGCUCCCUGGGAUUUUUUCUUAGGACUAGGCACCUCUCCGAACAGGAAAUCAAGUAUUUCCAGUUUCCUGGUGAGCUGUUGAUGAGGAUGCUAAAAAUGUUAAUUCUUCCACUGGUAGUAUCCAGCUUGAUGUCUGGACUGGCGGCCUUGGAUGCAAAAGCUUCAAGUCGAUUGGGUCUCAUCACAAUUGCUUACUACCUCUGGACAACCUUUGUGGCUGUUGUUAUAGGAAUAAUUAUGGUCUCCAUUAUACAUCCUGGUGGUGCAGCCCAGAAGGAGAGUAUCGAUGACAGUGGAAAGCCAAUCAUGAGCUCUGCUGAUGCAUUGUUAGAUUUGAUACGGAAUAUGUUCCCAUCUAAUCUAGUUCAAGCUACCUUUCAGCAGUAUCGAACCAAGAUUGUUCCAAUUGUUGUUUCUGUCAAAGUUGUGGGAUCUGAAGCUGCCACACGAAUGCCUUUAAUUUAUGGAAUUCAAGGUGACAAUGACUCUGAAGUAGUUCAGAACAUUUCUUUGGAUAUUACCCCACCUCCAGAAAUUAUCUACAAAUCAGGGCCAGGAUCAAGUGAAGGAAUGAAUGUUCUUGGCAUUGUUAUAUUUUCUGCAACAAUGGGUAUAAUGCUGGGGAGAAUGGGAAAGAAUGGACUGCCACUGGUCAGCUUCUGUCAAUGUUUAAAUGAAUCUGUGAUGAAGAUUGUUGCUGUUGCCACAUGUUAUUUCCCUCUAGGCAUAGUGUUUCUCAUUGCUGGCAAAAUCCUGGAGAUGGAUGACCCUACAGCAAUCGGGAAAAAACUGGGCUUCUACGCUAUCACAGUGGUUUGUGGUCUCGUGGUCCAUGGGCUAUUUGUUCUACCCAUGGUUUACCUCUUUAUCACCAAGAAAAAUCCAAUUGUUUAUAUAAGAGGAAUCCUUCAAGCCUUACUCAUAGCUUUGGCUACUUCAUCAAGUUCUGCCACUUUGCCAAUCACCUUCAAGUGCCUGUUGGAAAAUAAUCAUAUCGACAGAAGAAUUGCGAGAUUUGUAUUGCCUGUGGGAGCUACAAUCAACAUGGAUGGCACUGCCUUGUAUGAAGCUGUAGCAGCAAUAUUCAUAGCACAGGUUAACAACUAUGAACUGGACUUUGGACAAAUUAUUACUGUAAGCAUAACAGCCACAGCAGCCAGCAUAGGUGCAGCAGGGAUUCCACAAGCUGGACUUGUCACCAUGGUUAUUGUCUUGACAUCUGUUGGUCUUCCUACAGAUGACAUCACUCUAAUAAUUGCAGUAGACUGGGCACUGGAUAGAUUUCGGACCAUGAUUAAUGUCCUGGGAGAUGCUUUGGCAGCUGGAAUCAUGGCUCAUAUCUGCCGAAAGAAUUUCACUCAGGAAAAUGAUGAAGUUCCACUGAUUGGUGAAACAAAACCUAUAAGCAUUAAUCCAAUCAUGGCCUAUCAGAGAAAUGGAUGCACGAAUGAUGCUAACAAGUCAAACAAACAAAUCUAUGCUAUUACCCCAGAGGGAUCCCAUAAUGUACAAAUAGAGUUGGGUCUCGGCACCAAAAAGGAUCACUGUACCAUUGAAAUAGAUGAGUUAGAGACCAAAGUAUAGUGACGCAAAUGUAUAUUCAACAAGAGUAUUUCAUGCCAUAUUGGUAAAAUGUAUGACUACCUCAGAGCUGGAAAUGUUAUAUAUUCAUGAGAAGUUAAAAAGUAGAACUGAUGGAUGGUAGUGCUGGAGAUGCGCAGUUAAUGUGUAUCAAUGUGACCUAUUCAUGCUUUGUCUCUUUUCAUAAAUAUCACAUGAUUUUUGUCUAUUUGGUUUUUCUUGAAUUUACAAUGGAAUAAUUUAGAGGGUACAUUCUUAUAUUUAUUUCACCUGCUAAAAUAAGAGGUAGCAAAUUAAACUUAUCUGAUUUUAGCAUUUUCUAUCUUUCCUGAUUCCUUUCUCCCAUUCCCUAAUGGGUUGUCUCCAUUCUAGGGAGUUCAGGAAGCAGGUACAUGUUGUUCUAAUUCUAUGAAGAGGCAAAAAAGAAGAAAUUUCAAUAAUUAUCUAGGAACUUCCCUGGGGCUCUUGUAGUGCAGUGGUAAAUAAAGUCCCUACCUCUGAACUAGAAAGUCUGCAUUCAAGUCCUACCUACUCCAAAGCUAUAUCAGAAACCUUCUGAACCGAUUAAUUUAAAAAUGUCUUUCCUUCCAUAAAGUACAAUCUCCAAUGUUAGAAUCUGGAUGCAUUACUGAAUGAAAUGAUGAUUGUCAAGUGAGAUAAAGCCCUGAAAAAAUUCACCCUCUAAAUCUCUAAGUCAUGGCUGGUUAGAAGGCCAAAGACUUGACUUCUCACACACACACACACACACACGCACGCGCGUGCACACACACACACAUUCCAGCUCUUCAUGCUCCAAGAAUGGUUAACUGAAGAAUCUUGGCAGCUAACACUUUAUGUAAAUUGUUGAAGUUCCAUAGCUCCAUUCUGGGUCGACAUGUUUUACAAAUACUAAUCUUCAUUCCUGGAAGCUGCACAUUUAAGCUCUUGAGAGCCAAAGUUAACUUAAUAGCAUCAUGCUCGUAUGUAUUUAUUCAAAAUCUCUUCUAAGCACUUACAGCCCCAAAUCCUGAUGCACGACAACUUCUCUUCCAAGGACUUCAGCUGUACCUAUUUAAUCUGAUAGUUUUAAAGGAGAGAGCUAAAAGGGGAGUAGGAAAGAAGGCAAAAAUCACAUUUCAAAAGCCUGUUUAUUGUAGAGGAAAAGUAAAAUCAAGCUAACUAAACAGUUACCUAGUUUUACAUCCUUAGAAGGAAUGAGGAAGAGAAGCUUGAUGGAAGUUUUAAAGAUAAAUGUUAGAAAACUAGAUAAACUUAAUCUUACACUAAACACACUGGAUCAGUUGUUUUCUCAGCAUUAGGUUUUGCAGGUCCUAGCAAUUAGUUUUGUGCUGUAUUCAAUUGUCUAGAAUGAUUUAAUAUCCUGCCUAAGUUCAUUUUAAAUAAGUUUCUCUAAUCAUUUUUUCUGCCAAGUGGCAGUUCUGCUUCACUGGGACAGUCUUUCUAUUGCAGAAUUAUGCUGACCUACAACAAUAAAGGAUUGAAAUAAUGACGUAGAAAUGUCAGAAUUGGAGGGCAUCAACAAUGUAUUGUUUUCAAUGAUUCAGGGCAUAAUACUUUGAAUGGGCUGGCAGGUUUUAAUCAGCUAAUGGUCCAGUAAUCACCUAAUGGCUCUUUCAUUGUUUUAUGAAUUUUAAUGUCAUAUUUCUUGUACUGUUUUUAUGAAAUAGUUUCACUGUACAUAGCUUAAAUGCAUUGCCAUUUAAUAUUAUCUGAAUCUGAAGCAGAUUAUAUGCUGCUUAUUAUUAGAGAAAUUUAGAUUUUAUUACCACUUAGACGUGGAAUAUUUUAUGUCAGCUAAAACACAACAAAUGUCAUGUAUAAAAUUACUUAGUGCAUCAAAUGGAGAUAGUAUUUUCGUGAAAGAAUAUCUGACGAUGUCUCUUUCAGCAUUUUUUCCAAUAUCAGUCCAUUGAAAGCAAUUAAUUCUCAAAUGCUAUAUGACUCAUUGUUUUAAGCUUAUUUACCAGAAGGACAAAACUACAAGUAAUCUGCCAUUAUUGUUGCCAUUAUAUUUUUCCUGAUUUUAUUUUUUGAGUGACAA
This is a messenger RNA of Chiloscyllium plagiosum (whitespotted bambooshark), 3844 nucleotides long. It is a transcript of the gene slc1a7a, whose product is annotated as solute carrier family 1 member 7a. Gene Ontology annotation, molecular function: neutral L-amino acid transmembrane transporter activity; L-glutamate transmembrane transporter activity; glutamate:sodium symporter activity. The record is from RefSeq and is a predicted model, not a curated record. Gene Ontology annotation, biological process: L-glutamate transmembrane transport. Gene Ontology annotation, cellular component: plasma membrane. Lineage: Eukaryota; Metazoa; Chordata; Chondrichthyes; Orectolobiformes; Hemiscylliidae.